This is a messenger RNA of Perognathus longimembris pacificus (Pacific pocket mouse), 3314 nucleotides long. RefSeq names its product glypican 1 (gene Gpc1). Gene Ontology annotation, cellular component: extracellular region; plasma membrane; cell surface. The record is from RefSeq and is a predicted model, not a curated record. Bases 224 to 1894 code for a protein of 556 amino acids. The transcript is spliced from 9 exons. Gene Ontology annotation, biological process: cell migration; regulation of protein localization to membrane; negative regulation of fibroblast growth factor receptor signaling pathway. NCBI's taxonomy places the organism in Eukaryota, Metazoa, Chordata, Mammalia, Rodentia, Heteromyidae. Gene Ontology annotation, molecular function: fibroblast growth factor binding.
CUGCGCGCUCGCCGCCGCGCUUUGGGCGGCCCGACCCGCGCCCGGACCUCGCGCGCCCCGCGCCGCACGCAGCCGGCUUUUGUUGUCUCGGUCGCCGCGGCCGGAGGAGCGCGAGCCGCGCGCCCCGGGACCUCGGCCCGGCCCUCGGCGGGCGGGGGCCGCGCAGGCCGGCCGCGACCCGGGCGAGGUGCGCGCGGGCGGCCGGGGCGCCGCCGGCCCCGCCAUGGAGCUCCGGGCCCGCGGCUGGUGGCUGCUCUGCGCGGCCGCCGCGCUCCUCGCCGGCGCCCGCGGGGACCCCGCGAGCAAGACGCGGAGCUGCGGCGAAGUCCGCCAGAUCUACGGGGCCAAGGGCUUCAGCCUCAGCGGCGUGCCCCAGGCGGAGAUCUCGGGCGAGCACCUGCGCAUCUGCCCCCAGGGCUACACCUGCUGCACCAGCGAGAUGGAGGAGAACCUGGCCAACCGCAGCCGCGCUGAGCUGGAGGCCGCGCUGCAGGACACCAGCCUCGCCCUGCAGGCCACGCUGGCCGCCCAGCUCCGUGGCGUGGACGACCACUUCCAGCAGCUGCUGAACGCGUCGGAGCGCGCCCUGCGGGACGCCUUCCCCGGCGCCUUCGCGGAGCUGUACACCCAGAACGCCCGCGCCUUCGGGGACCUGUACGCCGAGCUGCGCCUCUACUACCGGGGCGCCGGCCUGCACCUGGAGGAGACGCUGGCCGAGUUCUGGGCGCGGCUGCUGGAGCGCCUCUUCCGGCAGCUGCACCCCCGGCUGCUGCUGCCCGACGACUUCCUGGACUGCCUGGGCAAGCGGGCCGAGGCCCUGCGGCCCUUCGGGGACGCCCCGCGGGAGCUGCGCCUCCGGGCCACCCGCGCCUUCGUGGCCGCGCGCACCUUCGUGCAGGGCCUGGGCGUGGCCGGCGACGUGGUCCGGAAGGUGGCCCAGGUGCCCCUGGGCCCCGAGUGCUCCCGGGCCGUCAUGAAGCUGGUCUACUGUGCGCCCUGCCUGGGCGUCCCCGGCGCCCGGCCCUGCCCCGAUUAUUGCCAGAACGUGCUGAAGGGCUGCCUCGCCAACCAGGCCGACCUGGACGCCGAGUGGAGGAACCUCCUGGACUCCAUGGUGCUCAUCACGGACAAGUUCUGGGGCCCGUCGGGCGCGGAGGGCGUCAUCGGCAGCGUGCACGUGUGGCUGGCAGACGCCAUCAACGCGUUCCAGGACAACCAGGACGCGCUCACGGCCAAGGUCAUCCAGGGCUGCGGGAACCCCAAAGUCAAUCCUCAGAGCCCCGGGGCCGAGGAGACGCGGCGCCGGGGCAAGCUGGCACCGCAGGAGAAGCCCCCCGCGGGCACGCUGGAGAAGCUGGUCUCUGAGGCCAAGGCUCGGCUCCGGGACGUCCAGGACUUCUGGAUCGGCCUCCCGGGGACGCUGUGCGGCGAGAGGAUGGCCAUGAGCGCCGCCAGCGACGACCGCUGCUGGAACGGGAUGGCCAAGGGGCGGUACCUGCCCGAGGUGAUGGGCGACGGCCUGGCCAGCCAGAUCAACAACCCCGAGGUGGAGGUGGACAUCACCAAGCCGGACAUGACCAUCAGGCAGCAGAUCAUGCAGCUGAAGAUCAUGACCAACCGGCUGCGCGGCGCCUACGGCGGCAACGACGUGGACUUCCAGGACGCCAGCGAUGACGGCAGCGGCUCCGGCAGUGGGGGUGGCUGCCCAGAGGAUGUCUGCAGCCGAAGGGCCAGCAAGAAGAGCUCCAGCGCCCGGACGCCCUUGACGCACGCCCUCCCCGGCCUGUCGGAACGGGAGGGGCAGAAGACCUCCGCCGCCAGCCGCCCCCGGCCCCUGCUCCUGCUUCUCCCCUUGGCGCUGGUCCCCGCGGUGGCCGGGCCCUGGGGGCGGUAACCGUCCCUGGGCUCCGGGGACUAAGCCCACGGGAAACUGACUUGGCGCACCCACGGGACAGGAGAUAUUUAAUGGCCCUUGGCCCCCAGGGGCCCGGGGCGGGGGACGGUGGCUGUGUGUGCCGGCAGGGAGUGUGGGACCCUGGCUUCCCAGGUCUGCCUUGCCUGCCUCCCUGGCUUUUAGUUUUGUACGAGGUCCUCAGGUGUACUGGGAGCCAGUGUCCCCCAAAAGCCAUGUAUUUCAGGGACCUCGGGGGCUCCUCUGACUCUCCACCCCUCUCCCCAGCUCCUACGCCAUCGCAGACGCAGCGCCUCCGCACCCCACCGCACCCCACCGCCGGGGAGGGCGGGGCCGCCCGCAGCACCCCCGGUCGGGGCCUCGCGGGAGCGGGCCUUCCUCCUGCCUCUCCCCGAGGCUUCCUCCCAGCUCCGGGGGUGAGAACGCCAUGAGGCCCCCACAGCCCCGCCCCAGGAGCCGGCCAGGGCCGCCAGGCAGCCCUGCCGGGAGCUCAUGCAUGACCCCCCCUCCCCCGGGGCCCGGGAGCCGGCCCUCCCUCCCGUGCCGGCGCUCGGCUGGCAUGGCUCUGCCGAGGCCUGUGCCGCCCCGUCCCCCGUGGAGGGCGAGGCGGCCUCCGCAGGCAGAGCCGCCGCCGCCGGCAGGCUCGCACCUCGAGGGCCCCGGGCUGCACGAGGACGCGCGCCCGGGCGAGCUGACCCCCUCGUCCCCGCCCCACACGGAGGGGGUGCCCGUGCCAGGGCUCGGGGGGCCCAGGGCUGUCAUGUGGCCACGGGAAGUGGGAGUGGCUGGUUAAACUUCAGCUCAGGGCCAGAAAGACCUGGCAGUGCCUGUCCAGGGGUGCCUGGGCCCCCCCCCCCCGCCCCGGCUGCGCUGCAGGGGCUGGGCUAGCUUUGAUAGUCAAGGGCUUUUCCAGAAAUGCACAUUCACAGAUGCCUCGCCCACCCGUUCCCCAGACAGCGAUGGAGGGCGGGGCCCCGCUUGGACCCGGGCGUCCCGUGGCCCGGGAGCCUGUCCGGGCCCCUCGCCCCCGGACACAGCAGUGGGUGGGCACCGGGGAGGGCUGGCGUCCCGUGGAGGAGGAACUGCACGGACGGGAAGACCUGGUCUCAGGAACGCCUGCGAAGGCUGCUCGGCGCGUCUCCGUCACUGGACUCGAGAGCUCCGCGAGGGCGGCGACCCCGGCUCCGCCGGCUCUCAACCGGGCCACGUGGGGCCCGGGCUGGGACAGCCCUGCUGAGGCGAGCAAGGCGGGGGCCACGGCUGGGCCCGGGCCCUGCCUCCCGGAGGCCCUUGUCACUUGGUGCCAGCAGGUGACGUGUGGUGUUGGAGUCCUCGUAUGAAUAAAAGGCUGGAGACCCACGGGAGGGCCGGGCCUCCGUCGCUUCUCUGGCCGACAGGCUGC